AUGGCAUCAAAGUUUCUCCGAGAAUACAAGUUGGUGGUAGUCGGCGGCGGUGGAGUCGGAAAGUCGUGUUUGACUAUCCAGCUGAUCCAGAGCCACUUCGUAGACGAGUACGACCCGACCAUCGAGGAUUCGUACCGCAAGCAGUGUGUCAUUGACGAUGAGGUCGCCCUGCUCGAUGUGCUCGAUACAGCGGGACAGGAGGAGUACUCGGCCAUGCGCGAGCAGUACAUGCGCACAGGAGAGGGCUUCCUGCUCGUCUACUCGAUAACCGACAGGCAGAGCUUCGAGGAGAUUAUGACGUUCCAGCAACAAAUCCUGAGAGUAAAGGACAAGGACUACUUCCCCAUGAUCGUCGUCGGCAACAAGUGCGAUCUCGACGGCGAGAGGCAAGUGUCGACACAAGAGGGCCAGACUCUGGCGCGGAACUUUGGCUGCAAAUUCAUCGAGACUUCGGCGAAAUCCCGCAUCAACGUUGACAACGCCUUCUACGACAUCGUCCGAGAAAUCCGCAGAUACAACAAGGAAAUGUCCUCGUACACAGGCGCCCCUGGCUCAAACGGCAACGGGCCCCAGAAGACGACAUUCGACACGGACGACCAGGCGGAGAAGAAGGGAUGCUGUGGAUGCGUGGUAAUGUAA
This is a messenger RNA of Alternaria postmessia, 639 nucleotides long. RefSeq names its product Ras GTPase. NCBI's taxonomy places the organism in Eukaryota, Fungi, Ascomycota, Dothideomycetes, Pleosporales, Pleosporaceae. Gene Ontology annotation, biological process: signal transduction. Gene Ontology annotation, cellular component: plasma membrane. Bases 1 to 639 code for a protein of 212 amino acids. The record is from RefSeq and is a predicted model, not a curated record. Gene Ontology annotation, molecular function: GTPase activity; GDP binding; GTP binding. The transcript is spliced from 4 exons.